Messenger RNA from Trichoderma asperellum CBS 433.97, 1368 nucleotides. RefSeq lists its product as uncharacterized. The record is from RefSeq and is a predicted model, not a curated record. Gene Ontology annotation, cellular component: fungal-type vacuole. Lineage: Eukaryota; Fungi; Ascomycota; Sordariomycetes; Hypocreales; Hypocreaceae. Gene Ontology annotation, molecular function: aspartic-type endopeptidase activity. Gene Ontology annotation, biological process: proteolysis.
AUGAUCUUCAUAAAGGCUCUACGGUGGGCCAUCUGCCUUCUCGGCAGCAUUGCCAUCACGGCAUCGGCUGCCAAUCUUCCCCAAGUCCGACGCCAUGCUCCAGACUGGGACCUCGCAAAGCCCAUGAAUGGCCUCACCUUUGAGAGAGCAAAAGCCAUCAAGGAGCCGACCAAGGAUCGCACCACGAUGUUCUUCUCGCACCUCAAGGGCAUCAAGGCAAGACCAGGCCAGCAGCACUCGGGCGUCUCUGCUCUCAGCCGUUUCCGUGGCAUGGUCCCUGGCUCCAUCAACCAGUCGUUCCAGAACAUUUCCGCCCUCACUGCUGCCUCUACCCAGUAUGCCGUCCAGUGCGGCUGGGAUGGCGUCCCCGUCUGGCUCCUCUUCGACACUGGAAGCUCUGAUACCUGGGCGACCAAGACCGGUUUCAAGUGCUCAGACGGCUCUGGCGAUUCCCACAACGAGGCUGCGUGUGGCUUCUCCACGCCCUAUAUUGAUGGCUUCAGCCACGGCCAAAUCGACGAGCUGCACUUCUACCUCAAGUAUGGAUCCGGCGAGCGCAUCUCCGGCCCCAUGGGCUACAGCGACGUCUCGUGCGGCGGAGUAUCCGUGUCGAAGCAGCAGGUCGGCCUCGCCAACAACACCUACUGGCACGGCAACAACGUAACCGUCGGCAUUCUCGGCCUUGCGUAUCCUGCAAUCACCAGCGCGUACUAUGGCGACAUUGGCCAGGAGGCGCCGUGGAACGCCAUGAGCUACACGCCCUUCCUCACCAAUGCCAUCAGCCAGGGCGCCAUCGACCCAGUCUUCAGCGUUGCCCUGAUCAAGAACUCGACAGAUGGCGUUAUCGCCUGGGGAGGCUUGCCGCCGAUGGACUGGCAGUUCAGGGGAUAUGCCAAGACGGAUCUGAUUAUUGCAAAUCUUAUUGGCCAGCCUGAAACAGCUUGGAAGUACUCAUUCUAUACUAUUGUGCCUGAUGGCAUGAAAUGGGGCCAGACGACGGAUACCACCAAGUAUCCGUACAUUGUCGACACUGGCACGACGAUGCUCUAUCUGCCUCCUCCCCUGGCUGAAUCCAUCGCCAACUCUUUCCAGCCUCGAGCCGUAUACCUCUACCAAUGGGGCACAUACUUUGCCCCCUGCGAUGCCAUCCCGCCGCACUUUGCCAUCAUCAUCUCGGGCGUCGAGUUCUGGAUCAACCCGGCGGAUCUGAUCUACCAAGAUCUCAUCGACCCGCUGACGGGCUACUGCGCCAUUGGCAUAGCUAGCGGUGGACCCGGGCCGUAUAUUUUAGGCGAUGUGUUUCUGCAGAACGUGCUGGCCGUGUUUGACGUCGGAGCGGCCGAGAUGCGGUUCUACUCGAGAAAGUGA